AUGUUCGAAGACUAUGAGCCAAUAGAUCCAAUGUUGGAACCUAUUGAACCAGCCUCUCCAAUAUUUGCGUCACCAAUAGCAAAAACCAUCAUUGAUGAUCCCUCUUCACCAAUAUUAUUCGGUAAUAGUGGUGAUGAUUCUGAUAAUGAAGAAAUUAAACAAACUCUUGAGAAGUUGGACUAUUAUUCAUCAUCAGCCUCAUCAUCACAGGGUAGCAAUACCCAAUCAUCAUCAUCAUCACAUGGAUCUUCUGAUGAUUUAUGUGAAAGCUUCUGCUACCGUUCAAGAACAAAUAAGAGAACAGUAGCUAGGAGAAGAAGAUCCAUCAGAAAGGAAUCAUCCCAAGUCUUGGAGGAAUCUGUAAUGCUAAAGGAUAAUGAUUUGGAUAUUAUCUAUAGCAGUAGUAGUCAGGAUAUGGAUGAAACCCCUUGUGGCUUAUUCACUGGUUUUUACAUCAUUGCUCCUGAUUUUACACCAGAAGAAAGGGAGCAAUAUUCUAAACUUGUCAAGGAUAAUGGUGGCAAGAUGGCAAGUAUUAAAAAAGACUUUGCUUGGUACUCUGAGGGAUUGAAUGAAUUGGCGAAUGACAAGCUGGUUCUCAUUUCUGAUAGCCCAAAACCAAGACCAAGUUAUUUGGCAGCUCUCAUGUUAAAUAUUCCACUUUUAAAAAAGGAGUGGAUUAUUGACAGCUUGAAUCAAAAAUCGAUAAUUACAACAGAUGUGGAUAAGUACUUGCUAGCUAGAGGAUCUUUUACAACAACUGAUGGUAUAUUUAGAGAGGAAGCUCAACUAUUCAAUCCAACAUUCCAAAUGUUACCAAAAGAGAAACGACCACUCUAUGGCGUUUCUGUAAAGAUUAAUUGUAGUGAUGUGAAAUUUAUCGAUUCGUGGAAGAAGGUUCUCGAGUCGGGUGGUGCCACUGUUGGUGACAUUGCCACCUACUCUUCAAAACAUGGACAAGGCAGUAGGAAUUUUGUUCUUGUGAGGGAUACAUCAGAAAUUAGCAAACAACGUUUAGAUUACUUUAAUAUUAAGAAGGUCCCAAUUCUGAAUAAGGACUCUGUCAUUCAAAUGAUCAUAUCAUCAGAGUAUAACUUUGAGGAUUUGAAAAUUACAAAACUUCCAGAAAAUCCAACCAACAAGUCAAGGAAGCCAAAUCUCAUCAUUCCACCAUUGGUCGCCAGUUUGGAUGAUUCCCUAACUUCUCCUUUCUAUACACCUACACCUACACCUUCAGUCAUUCCAAAUCCCGCCAGGUCUAGAAGGAUAUUUGAUUCUUCGAAUAAUCUGGCUUCGAAAUGGUUCUCCAAUGUGAAACAACAAGAUGAUUCACUCAUUAUACAGGAUACAAAUGCAAGCGUUCUCGACAUUCGAACACAAUCUGCAAAGAAGAAACAAAUCUCAUCCUCAGCAGCAAGUAAAAGACUCAAUUCCAGUAAUAUUGCUCUGAAUACCUCACUAGUAAUGAAUACUUCCCAUAAGAAGAUUAAAUUGGACAAGCUGGAACGUUCCUUCUCAACCUCCUUCAUGAAUACUUCACUUCAACAAUUCAAUACCAGUAUGAUUGACGAGCCAAAAUCCACCUUUGAUGAUUUGUCCAAUCUAACAACAGGUGACUAUUUCCUCAAGCAAGAAAAGAGCAAUCAACAAAAAACAUGUUUUGUACGUUUGUCCAAACAAAAGAUCUUGUGUGGGAAGAGAAAAUAUGAAGACUCUUCUGAAUGGAAAUUGGAUCAGUACUUUGUGGGAGAUGUUGUGACAGUUUCUGGACCCUUCACAGAUUCUUCAAAAUUUCUUCGUAUUGAUCAAUUGUACUAUAAGGACUAUGUUACAGAGAGUAAGGAAAUGUUGGGCACUGAAUAUAUUCCAGAUGCAAACAAUCCUAAAAAAUUGAAUGCCACGUCCAAAACUAUUCGAGUUGAUUUGUCCUCCAUCAAUCACAAGAUAUUCAUUGGAAAUUUGGAAACUUUUACUACCAAAAAGAAACGUUCCAAAAAACACUAUUAUUCAGAUUAUGUGUUCAAGAAUUUUGAUUUUAAGGAAAUAGAAGAUGCAUCGGUACAGAGCUUGUUUGCCAUUCCUAACGAGUUGGCUCAGUUGUCAGACUUGGAGAUGAAGAGAGAGAGAAGAAUCAAAUCAGUAAGAAUGAAAAAUCCAUUCCAUGUCAGAUUUACUGCUGCAGAUUUUAAUGGAAAGAUAUUUGAAGAGGGCAAUUAUGUGAAAUUACAUGAACGCGAUUCUAAAGAACCUAUUAUUUGCAUCAUUAAGGAAAUUAGAGAGAGGGAUAUUGCACACUUUUGUAAUCAAUUCACGAAUAUUGGUUACAAUGAUUUGAACACAGCAGUAAGACCAAGUCCAACAUCAUCUGUUGUUGUAGAAAUUCUAACAGGAAAGAAUGCUUGUCAACAGCAACACUAUACAUUUACUCAUCAAGUUGAGGAAAUUAUGUUUGCCAGAAUACAUUCUAUGGAGCCACUUGUUGCCAUCCAAAAACAACUAGUGGGUGAAUCAUUUGAUUUGACCUCGUUGUGUAAUCAAAAUGAUCUCAUCAUUCUGGAAUAGAAAAGAUUGAAUAAACAAAUGUAACUGU
This is a messenger RNA of Naegleria gruberi, 2590 nucleotides long. RefSeq names its product BRCT domain-containing protein. Bases 1 to 2562 code for a protein of 853 amino acids. Lineage: Eukaryota; Heterolobosea; Eutetramitea; Acrasida; Naegleriidae. The record is from RefSeq and is a predicted model, not a curated record. The transcript has a single exon.